GUUCGAUCGUCGUAAUUCACAUUUCACACAAACCAUUCAGGAAAUCGCCUGGAUCGAAGCUACUCAUUUCUGUGUUUUUUCCGCUUGGAUCAAAUCACCGUUCUUCAAUUCCACAUCGAUCCAUAGAUCCGUUCGAACGCAACAGACUUACUCCAUCUCCGGGUCGAGAAUACACAGAGGUACGAGGAUGUUCAAUUUCUUGAAGGGAGUGGUGGGCGGAUCUGGUACGGGCCUCAAGGAUCUGCCCUACAACAUUGGUGAUCCGUUUCCUUCUUCUUGGGGCUCCUGGUCUCACUUUCGUGGUACCUCCAAGGAUGAUGGAUCUCCGGUUUCGAUAUUUUCUAUUUCUGGUAGCAAUGCUCAAGAUGGGCAUUUGGCUGCUGGUCGGAACGGUGUUAAGCGCCUUCGUACCGUGAGGCAUCCGAAUAUACUGUCAUUUCUCCACAGCACAGAGAUUGAAACUCAUGAUGGUUCUGCUACUAAGGUUACAAUCUAUAUAGUGACUGAACCUGUUAUGCCACUGUCUGAAAAGAUUAAGGAGCUAGGCCUGAAAGGCACACAAAGGGAUGAGUAUUUUGCACUAGGACUGCACCAGAUAGCUAAAGCUGUGAGCUUUCUGAACAAUGAUUGUAAGCUUGUUCAUGGAAAUGUCUGUCUGGGGAGUGUUGUUGUUACACCUACUUUGGAUUGGAAACUCCAUGCCUUUGAUGUUCUGUCAGAGUUUGAUGGGAGCAAUGAAUCUGCUAGUGGACCUAUGCUGCCAUACGAAUGGCUUGUUGGGACACAACAUAAACCAAUGGAGCUGGUGAAAUCUGAUUGGGUUGCAAUAAGAAAAUCUCCACCCUGGGCCAUUGACUCAUGGGGCUUGGGUUGUCUAAUUUAUGAACUUUUUUCUGGUACAAAACUGGGAAAAACAGAGGAGCUGCGUAACACUGUUUGCAUUCCUAAGUCUCUGCUUCCAGAUUAUCAGCGACUCCUAAGUUCCAUGCCUUCUCGCAGAUUGAAUACCUCCAAACUACUGGAAAAUGGUGAAUAUUUCCAAAAUAAGCUGGUGGACACUAUACAUUUUAUGGAGAUCCUUAACUUGAAAGACAGCAUCGAGAAAGACACUUUCUUCCGCAAGCUUCCAAAUUUGGCUGAGCAGCUUCCCCGUGAAAUUGUGCUGAAAAAGCUACUUCCUUUAUUAGCCUCUGCCCUUGAAUUUGGUUCAGCUGCUGCCCCUGCAUUAACUGCUCUAUUGAAGAUGGGUUCUUGGUUAUCAGCUGAAGAUUUCAGUGUCAAGGUGCUGCCAACCAUAGUCAAGCUUUUUGCUUCCAAUGAUAGAGCUAUUAGGGUUUCACUUCUGCAACAUGUUGAUCAAUUUGGAGAGUCACUAUCAGGGCAAAUUGUUGAUGAACAAGUAUUCCCUCACGUUGCCACUGGAUUUUCGGACACAUCUGCUUUUCUUCGGGAGUUGACCCUUAAAUCGAUGCUCGUGUUAGCACCUAAGCUUUCUCAGCGUACAAUAUCGGGAUCUCUUUUGAAAUACCUUUCCAAACUACAGGUGGAUGAAGAGCCUGCGAUCAGAACAAAUACCACUAUAUUACUUGGAAAUAUUGCCAACCACCUGAAUGAAGGGACGAGGAAAAGGGUUUUGAUUAAUGCUUUUACAGUGCGUGCACUGCGAGAUACAUUUCCUCCUGCUCGAGGUGCAGGGAUUGUUGCAUUAUGUGCCACGAGUUCCUAUUAUGAUGAUACUGAAAUUGCAACUAGGGUUCUUCCAAACGUUAUUGUGCUAACCAUUGAUCAAGACAGCGAGGUUCGAUCAAAGGCAUUUCAGGCUGUAGAACAAUUUCUACAGAUACUGAAGCAGAACUAUGAAAAGACAAAUGCUACUGGACACACAACAGCAUCUGCAGUAACCACAUCAGUUCCUGGAAAUGCUGGUCUUAUUGGAUGGGCUAUGAGUUCUUUGACUUUAAAGGGUAAGCCCUCAGAACAAGCACCACUUGCUGCUUCUGCUUCGGUCCCAUCCCUUACUUCUAUGGCCUCAGAUGCAAGCACACCAAUGGAGAUGCCGAGUUUAAAACCGAAUCAUGCACGUUCCAACUCAGACUCCACAGAUCAACCUGCUCCCCCGUCCCCGACCUCAACAGAUGGUUGGGGAGACAUAGAGAACGGGAUCGAAGAAAAUCAUCAUGACAGCGAGAAAGAAGGAUGGGACGACCUCGAACCUCUCGAAGAACCGAAACCUUCCCCUGCUCUUGCAAACAUUCAGGCAGCUCAGAAGAAACGAACCGUCUCUUCACAACCUGCUUCUCAGUCUUCAAGGCCUCUUCCGGCUACGAGUUCACGGCCAAAGAAUAUUACCACCAUGAAGGCGGCCAGAGCCGAGGAUGAUGACGAUUUAUGGGGAUCGAUAGCUGCUCCAAUGCCGGGGACUACUACUUCAAGAGCAUUGAACGCGAAAAAGGCGGCAGGACAAGGCAAAGACGAUGAUGAUGAUCCAUGGGCCGCCAUUGCUGCUCCAUUACCGACCACCAGAGCAAAACCUUUAAUGUCUGGUCGUGGCAGAGGAGGAGGGGUCAAACCUGCUGCUUCUAAAUUGGGUGCUCAACGCAUAAACCGAACCUCAUCCGGGAUGUGAGUCAAAGACAAGAAGGAAGGGCUAUAGGAAGAAACAGAACUUGACAUUAUGUAAAUUUUUUUUUUUUUUUUUUUUUACAAUCUGCAGGUGAUUGACUCAUUUCAUAUAAGCACAGGACGAACCAGGAAGGAUAUGAAGAUCACAUCCGGACGCAUUAUUUGAUUUGUAAUACCAUUCUUUUUUCACAUCAAAAGAGUUUUUUUAAUAUA
Molecule: messenger RNA, 2835 nt
Organism: Tarenaya hassleriana
Lineage: Eukaryota; Viridiplantae; Streptophyta; Magnoliopsida; Brassicales; Cleomaceae
Product: probable inactive serine/threonine-protein kinase scy1
Exons: 21
Coding region: 188-2626 (812 amino acids)
Biological process (GO): protein phosphorylation
Molecular function (GO): ATP binding; protein kinase activity
Source: RefSeq, a predicted model, not a curated record